ACUUACAUGCGCAAAGAGCAGCAUGGUCAUAGUUUUUGAAAGUUGUCUGUAAAAUCCGUCCGACUAUAGAUGCCUGGGAGAAACUGUUGCGUACAAAACUGUUUCAGUUACUCCCAUGAUGGGCACAGCAAACGAAGAAACCCGGAGGUACGUUAUUUUGGGUUUCCCACAUGGAAAAGAUUGGAAGGAGAUCAAGUCUCCGAGGUGACGAGGAGACGCCGAAUGGCUUGGGUGGCUGCAGUCAGACGAAAGGAUAUUACUUUCGAAAACAUUCCCCGUUGGAUGAGAGUGUGUUCACUGCAUUUCCAUGAGGGUAAACCAUCAUAUGAAAUGCUGGAGAACCACCCUGACUGGGCGCCAUCCUUGCGUCUGGGUCACAAUGAGGUGAAGGAAACAGAUAAACAGAGAUUUCAGCGCCACGUAAAGCGCCGCAUGAGGAUUACUCAGCAGCUAGAGCAACAUCAGCAGCCACCAUCCCCAGGGCAGCAUGAAGAGGAGCUGCAGCUCCAGCACCCAGUGGACCAGCCCCUGUCCCCAGCACAGCAACAAGAGGAGCUGCUGUUCCAGCAACCAGUGGAGCAUCCACUGUCCCUGGUACAGGAAUGUGCAUUCUGUGCAUCUCAUCGAGAGGCCAUCAACAAUCUCUUGGAGGAAAACAGACAGCUGAAGGAGGAGCCUGAAGGAUACCAGAUGAAUGAAAACUUUCUGAGUGGUGAUGAUAACAAAGUGAAGUAUUACACUGGGCUUCCAAACUAUGUAGAGUUUCAGACACUUCUACUCAGUCUCACACCCUAUUUGCCACAAGAGCAGUUGAGAAAGCUUUCACCCUUCCAGCUUCUCUUGUUGACUCUUAUGUGCCUGAGACUAGACCUGCCAAUACAGCACCUCUGCUAUCUAUUUCAGGUGCACAGAACAACAGCUAGUGAUGCCUUUCAUCACACUCUAAGUGUGAUGUACUCACGGCUGUCUCCACUUGUCCACUGGCCAACCAGAGAAAGUUUAUUGGCUAGUAUGCCACACCAGUUUGUGGAAUCCUUUGGAAAAAAUGUGGCUGUCAUCGUGGACUGUUUUGAGGUUUUGAUUGAAAGGCCCUCAGAUGUACUUGCAGGGGCACAGACCUUUUCACAGUAUAAACGUGCACACACCAUGAAAUACUUGAUCGUGAUUACACCUCAAGGUGUAAUUUCUUUCAUUUCUGUGGGGUGGGGUGGGCGCACUAGUGAUAAAUAUAUAACAGAGUAUUGUGGUUUCCUAAACAAGCUGUUGCCAGGUGAUGCAGUGCUGGCAAAUAGAGGAUUUAAUAUCAGGGAAAGGGGGGGCAUAAUGUGGGCUGAAGUUAGGGGUCCUGCACAGCUGGAAGUGAAAGAUGUAGAGGAGACCAGGGCCAUUGCUCAUCUCAGGAAUUAUGUGAAAAGGGUUAUUGGUGUUGUGCAAAACAAAUUCAAAUUCUUGCACUCUACUGUACCUGGGAAUAUGCUUAUGACAUGUGAAGGUGAAAACGUAACAGAAUUGGAUAAGGUUGUUACUGUUUGCUUUGCCUUGACAAAUAUGUGCAAAAGUGUUGUGUGAGUGCUGAGAAGUACUUCGACAUAAUUCUGUUCACAGUUUUAACACUUGUCUACUUCUUUCUAUUUGUUUUGUGAAAUAAAUUCUUGCAAGAACUUUA
Molecule: messenger RNA, 1666 nt
Organism: Sphaeramia orbicularis (orbiculate cardinalfish)
Lineage: Eukaryota; Metazoa; Chordata; Actinopteri; Kurtiformes; Apogonidae
Exons: 2
Coding region: 70-1569 (499 amino acids)
Source: RefSeq, a predicted model, not a curated record